AUGACGAAGAUUUUAAAUAAGUUUAAAAAGGAUAAUGCGCCUAUAGAUUUUGAUAUUCCAGAUGUAUUAGUAACACCACCUGAAGAUGAUAAUGAUAGUAAUUCUGCAGAGUUAUCCGGUCCAUUUGUAGCACAUAGGUCAUCGAUUAAUAGUGAAUCAUCAAGUGUCUUUGAUCAAGAACAAGAUGAUGACUUUCAAGUACGUGUUGAUCUUAUUAGACAUCAAUCAAAGUAUCAAACUUUUGAAGAUUUACCGAGUGAUGAUGAAGAUAAUGAUGAUAGUUUAGUCGAUUUAUUACAACAAGCUCCUAUACCUGCAACUAGCGUAUCAGAUCGAGGUGUAUCACCUCGUUCAUCAAAAAUAAAGUUGAGGAUAGAUACAUCAAUUUCAGAAGAAGAAGAAAGUAACGCGAAUAAUAAUAUUUUAACGGCCUCAACAUCAUCUUCAUUUAGUCCUGAUACCCCAACUCAUGCCGUACAAUUACCUAGCUCACAAUCAAAGAAGAACAGUCUAAGUAGCCCGAAGAAGAGCCUAAGGAAGCGAAUUUCAACGCAUUUUCAAUCACAAUCUUCACAAAAGCCGCAUAGAAUUAGCGUAACGAAUAUAAGCGCGCCUUCACCAAAGUUACCUCCUAUUGCUCAUAUACAUGAAAAGGAAAACCGGGAUAACCCCCACGUUAUUAUAGAUCAAGUGAAAAUAAGAGCUAAACAACUCGAAUCACUUGGAUUUGAUAGGAAAGUUUUUGAUAGUGAUGCUAUUAUACAUGCAUUAGGACACGGCGAGAGUCAUAAUCAAGAUGAGAUUGUCGGAAUUGCGACGUAG
Molecule: messenger RNA, 822 nt
Organism: Wallemia mellicola CBS 633.66
Lineage: Eukaryota; Fungi; Basidiomycota; Wallemiomycetes; Wallemiales; Wallemiaceae
Exons: 1
Coding region: 1-822 (273 amino acids)
Source: RefSeq, a predicted model, not a curated record